Messenger RNA from Dermacentor albipictus, 4874 nucleotides. RefSeq lists its product as uncharacterized. The record is from RefSeq and is a predicted model, not a curated record. NCBI's taxonomy places the organism in Eukaryota, Metazoa, Arthropoda, Arachnida, Ixodida, Ixodidae. Gene Ontology annotation, molecular function: nucleic acid binding; zinc ion binding.
GAGCGUGACGGACGUGCGCAUCAUGUGCUCCAACGGAACGGUAUCAGCGGCCCAGCUUGGCCGUGGAAACAGGUUUGCUGGCUCGAGUGACCAGGAUUAUGAAGUUAUUUUGCCGCGGCUACCAACAGGUCGAAUUGUUGCAAAUACGCUGUUUUUGCACGCCGACGUCAGAGCAAGGCCCUACAAGGUCGAGGAUUUUCGCGACGCACUGGUUCGCUUGGCACUGCUCCCCGAGGUUGUCGCCUUGGGGGCGUACCAGAUGAAUCACAUCUGGGCUAUCACGUUCAAGAGUGUUGACGGAAUGAAGAAGCUUCUUUCAGUCCGUGAAGUGACUGUUAAAGAACGACGGUGCAUUGUCAUUGAUCCCGACGACCAGGACGUGAGGAUGAAGAUCCACUGGAUUUUGUACAACGUGCAAGACGAAGAUGUGCGAACAGCCUUUGCACCUUACGGAACGGUGACGGAAGUCGCCAAGGAACGCUGGCGCGUUCAGGGAGUCAUGGACAAAGGUUCGUCAACGCGUUGUGUGUCUUUGAAGAUGAAGCCUGGAGUCACAAUUGAUGACCUGCCUCACCAGCUACGCAUUGCUGGAGAGCAGGCCCUCGUUGUGGUUCCUGGAAGAGCCCCGCUUUGCCUAAGGUGCCAUACUUCAGGACACGUCCGACGGGAAUGCAAAGUUCCCCGUUGCAGUCAGUGCCGUCGCUUCGGGCAUGACCAAUCGCAGUGCGUCAAAACGUACGCAAAUGUCACAGGACACAUGAGAGGAGAAGACGACUCCGAACUUCUCAUGGAUGCGGACGAAUCCGAGGAGGCAGCGAGAACAGCAGAAAAGAAUACGCCGCAGGCAGCGCCUAACGCCGUCAAGGGGGGCGUGGCAGUGACACAGACUGAAGACCAGACCACUGCGUCGAAGCAGGCUGUUGUAGCCCCGAAGAUUGACGCAGCGGAGCGAAGCACAAGUACUGCUACGGAAGCAGUACAUGGAAAACCUCAAGAGGAGGGAGAAGGCAUGGACGUCGUCCAAACAAGCACGAGUAGUGCUCCAGCAAAGAGGACACACGACAAGGCCUGUGUCGAAGAGGUUCAGCAUCCUUCUGCGAGUGUCGACGAACCACCCCCCAAAUCGGGAGGGCAGCGCCGGCCGACGUUUCGCCCGAAGCCCAACAUCCCGCCGGACAAAAAGCCGGCGAAGACUACACCGACGUAGCAACCUUGGCUCCCUUCUGGCUUGACAAGGAACGAGAGGCGACCCACAACGGGACUACGGCGGCCAGCGCGCUGAGGCUGCGCCAGCCUGCUGCAGAACGCGAGCACGCCUCUUGGGUGGGCUCGAGAACUCUUGUGAAGGGAAAAUUGCUGAGCUUCACUUCUCGGUGUAUUAAGGCUGAAGGUGAGCACGAAGCCGUUCGGCCUAUUUAAUUUAUCGCGCAAAUGGCAGGCAGAACAGAAGCAGCACUUAAAUUUGCCACCUUUAAUGUAAGGGGACUGGCAGCGAGGCGGCGUCAGUAUCAAUUAAGCCGCCUCCUGCUUGAGAACGAUGUGGACGUAGUGGCAGUGCAAGAGACCAAGGUGGAAAGUGAAGCUCAGACGAACCGCAUGGUUGAGCCUUUUAGAAGCCGUUACAAUGUAUGCGUCAGUCAUUCUGUUGGUAAGUCAGGAGGGUGUGCCAUUUUAAUUCGAAAUUCUUUAGGUGUUAUUGAAGAAUCUGUUACAGUUUUCAACACCGGCCGUUUUGUGAUGUGUGAUUUUUCGUAUCUUGAUUUACAGUGGCGCGUAAUGUGUGUGUAUGCCCCAAAUAAGGAAAAUGAGCGCAAAGCUUUCUUCGAAAUGGUUCAGCCCUAUCUGAAGUCUCUUAGAUACAUUAUUCUGAUGGGUGACUUCAACUGCGUAUGCAUGCCCGAAGACAGAGUUACUAACGCGACCAUUCGAAACCAGAGCUCUUUACUUUUGAACGCAAUUGUCCUGGAGCACAAUUUAGAAGACGUCGGUAGUGCUCUGUCAGAAGGUGCCCGUCUGCAGUUCACACAUUUCCAACAAGGAAGUCAUGCAAGACUUGACAGGGUUCAUGCGUCUGCUGGCCUGGUCCCAAUGUGCAGUGACUACUUGAUUAAAAACGUUGCGUUCAGCGAUCAUUGCAUGGUAAUGGUUACAAUAGGAACGAAGACCAAAAGGUCGAAGUUCAACUGGGAACUAUGGAAAUUUAAUAUAAGGCUUCUUGAGGAUGAACGUUUUGUGUUUAAAGUAAAAGAAAAAAUAGACUGUUUGCAAACGGGUGAUCAGAGGGACGUUAUUGGGAAAUGGGAACAUUUUAAAGAAGAAAUAAAAAUGAUCGCUAUAGAAAGAGCGAGUGCGCUGCGUCAAAGCAACAAGGCAGACGAAAAAGAAAUAAAAGAGACAAAAAAUAAGUUAGAACUGAUGGAUAAAGAGAAAUAUAAAGGAGCGGUCAUACGCGCACGUGCAGAACGGUUGUGGUUUGGCGAGACGCCGACAAAGCGGUCCCUGUGCGACGAAAAACGAUAUGCAGUAAAGAACGAUAUAAAAGCGAUAGAGUACAAGGGCGAAAUGGCUCGUGACUCUAAUACUAUUCAACGUGCGUUUGUUGAUUAUUACGAAGGACUACUGGGUCACGAGUCACGUGUAGAAGGCCUCGCGGCGGAGUUCUUGGCACUGAUGCCUAUCUUAGAGGAUGAAGUCAAGCUGGGGCUCGAGGCAUCGAUUAGUGCAGCGGAAGUAGAGCGCGCAAUCGACGAGUUAAGCUCCGGAAAAUCACCUGGUCCCGACGGGCUGGGCGCAGCUUUUUACAAAGCGUUUAAGUCUGACAUGGCGCAUAUUCUACACAGCGUAAUUCAAGAAACAUACGAAAAGCAGAUGAUGCCUCCGUCCUUCCGAAGAAGUCACAUCGUCCUAGUACCGAAGAGUGAAGACCCGGUUAAGAGAUUGUCAGUCAAAGGGUAUCGGCCCAUAAGUCUCACGAAUGUGGACUAUAAAAUAUUCAUGAAGGUUCUGGGCAGAAGGUUGCAGAAUGUCAUAAAAGCUAUUGUAGGCCAGCACCAAACGUGCGGGAUUAAAGGACGUACGAUAACGACAAAUAUUCACGUAGCACGGAGCAUAUUAGAAUGCUGCGAUGCUUUUGAUAAACGUGUAGCCAUGUUGCAACUGGACAUGGAAAAGGCCUUUGACCGCGUCAACCACCAUGUUCUGUUUUGUAUCCUCGAACACGUGAAUGUCGGCAGAGUGCUCUUGGAAGGUGUCAAAAUGGCAUAUGCUGGUUGUACGGCAAACCUUAUUGUUAAUAAGCAGCUGAGUGAAAGUAUCACAGUUCGUUCUUCCGUGAGGCAAGGGUGCCCAUUGUCUCCGUUGUUGUUUGCACUGUAUCUCGAACCUUUUUGCCUGAAAAUUAUAUCAAACGAAAAAGUGCGUGGCUUCACGAUGUUGUCCACUGAAGUUAAAGUACUUGCGUAUGCGGAUGAUAUCGCCAUAUUUUGCGAAGAUAGGGAAAGUCUAACUGAAGUGGUGAAGGACGCGGCUAGGUUUUGCAAAGCCUCCGGAAGUGUGAUAAACUGGGAAAAGUGUUUUGGUUUCUGGCACGGAAAAUGGGAUUAUGCGCCUGAAAUGUUUGAGAGCGUUCAGUGGGCAACGUCACCUGUCAAAUACUUGGGAGUGCCACUAGACCAAUAUCAAGAACCUGCAAAAUAUUGGGAAGCGGAAAAUGAGCGCACACGCGAAUGUACGCACAAAUGGGGUGGCCGCGAUCUUUCAAUUUUCGCUCGGGCCACAGUAUGUAACCUCUUUUUGGUGGCCAAGGUAUGGUAUGUGCUGCAGGCACUGUGUAUGUCACGGACCAGCGUCCAGAGAUUGCACCGGGCUUUCGCAGUGUUCAUUGGGGGGUCGAGUUGGGAGCGGACAAGUCGCACAAAUCUAUUUUUGUCCGUUGGAAAGGGUGGCCUAGGUUUGGCUCAUUUGUUUCUUAGGCAACUUGUGUCAAGAUUUAUGUUCCUCCGAGACCAAAAAGAUGCUUUCCUGCGUACGGUAAUGCAAAUUUGCUUGAAAGAGGCACUGCCUGAAUAUGUUGUAUCAUCCAGCCCUGUGAAACAUGUACGGGUGCGGGGCUUUCUUUGGGAGGUUGUGCGCGCUUUUCAGUGUUUGAAAGUUCGCUUUUCUGCACAGUAUCUUGCUGAUGUUAGAAGGAAACAACUUUAUAAAGACCUCAUUGAUACUAUGGUGCCUAUACCUUUGUACCGUUCCAUAUACUGUGUUGGCUCUGAAGGGAAUGUACUUAAGAGAGUGAAAAAGAUGUUGGUGCGGCCCUCAAUGAAAUCAUUCUUCUUUCAGCUGCACACUGGCACACUGCCCGUGAAACCAUGGCUACAAGAGAAAGGAAUAUUUGUCCCAUGGUCCACAAAUUGUCUAAUCUGUAGAAAACCGGAGACUAUAGAUCACAUGUUCCUUCACUGCACAGACGCUGUAUUUCACUGGGACGUCUUGCAGCGAACUUUAAAAAAGCAGCUUCCAAUAUCACCUUACGGCAUAAGAUUUCUAUCGGUAGAUAGCGGUGACGAAGUGCCGUGGGACAUGUUUAUGCUUAUCAGCUUACACAGUAUAUGGAAAAAUCGAAUGGCGUUUAGGCAUGCAGAUGAAAUUAUUCUCCCUGUACGAGAGUAUUUCAUUGAAAAUGUGUCUUAUGUAAGAGAUGUGUUUAAGGCUCAAAAAGAACAGCCGGAAUGGCUCCCAUUAAUGGAUGACCUCGCCAAACUGAAACGCUUUUAAUCCUUCGGUGUGAGCUGGCCAGUGCACCGCUCGCAUCUUUUACUUGUAAAGCGAUAUUAGUGUUUUGUAUGUCUUUCGUUGUCAUGUACCAAGAAGGUAAUAAAGAA